Messenger RNA from Caenorhabditis remanei, 321 nucleotides. RefSeq lists its product as uncharacterized. Bases 1 to 321 code for a protein of 106 amino acids. The transcript has 2 exons. The record is from RefSeq and is a predicted model, not a curated record. Lineage: Eukaryota; Metazoa; Nematoda; Chromadorea; Rhabditida; Rhabditidae.
AUGCGAGCUAUAUGGAAGCACGCAGGAUCCGUGCCACAAGCACCACGCCUCGAAGCAUAUCACUUCCGCGCGCGAAGCACAUCGUUUUAUGCGAGCAUAUGGGAGGUUAUAUGCUUCCAUUUAGAAUAUGCCCCAUAUAGCAUCCAUCGCGAACCACCUGUGGUCGCCCUGGUUGCAGAAGGGCGCACCACUGAGUUCAACCCCAGCCCCCUAUUGCAGCUAAGCAUCCACGAUAACCAGCACCAUCUACUCUUUUUUAGAGAAGAGACGAAUGGAAUUCAAUCAAGAGCACGGCAAAGGAUCGUGUCAAGCUACUGCUGA